Molecule: messenger RNA, 7982 nt
Organism: Ailuropoda melanoleuca (giant panda)
Lineage: Eukaryota; Metazoa; Chordata; Mammalia; Carnivora; Ursidae
Gene: ZAN
Product: zonadhesin
Cellular component (GO): extracellular matrix; membrane
Molecular function (GO): protein binding
Source: RefSeq, a predicted model, not a curated record
CCUGCGCGGCUUUAUUCCCCUCCCCCUGCUACCAGUUGGUCACAGAGCGAAGUCCAAGUUGAUUGGCUGUCUGAGCUGCUGGGGGUGGGGGAGAUGCCGGGUUCUAGGCCUUGGCUCGGCUCUAUGUCGCUAGUCUCUGUCCCUAGUCUGUGUGAAUCAACUAUAUCCAGUGGGUCAAGAACCGGAAGAGGACACGACUCUCGGGGACCCAAAGCGUCAGAACUCAAAGGACGGGAUUCUGGCUGCUGCUUCUGAGAGGAUGCUGCGUUUCAUAUGGCAGUGCUUGCGUCCUUACCACCCUUGCCAAGCAUUUCUGGAACGCUCGAAGGCUUCGGCCAGUUGUAGGCCCACCUCAGAGCUGGCUGAUCCUAGGCAGCUGUUGGAGCUUCCCAGGCCCAGGACCCCUGCCAUCACAGGGCCCUAUCCCUGUGCCGGACUCCCUCAAUUUCAGCCACCCACCUUACUGGCCUUUCACUUCCUAGGUGGUUUCUACAUGCUCCUGGACACCAAGAAUGCAAAACCAAGGCAGAAAUCUGUCCUCCUGAGUCCCCUGAGCCAUUCCUCUGGCUGUCUGAGCCUGUCCUUCCGCUACAUCCUCCGUGGACAGUCACCUGGUGCAGCUCUCACCGUCCAUGCCUUCAUCAUGGGCAGCAUCCGGAAACACACUCUUUUCUCAGGACAACCUGGACCCAACUGGCAGCCUGUUUCUGUCAAUUAUACAGGCCAGGGACAAAUUCAGUUCACCAUGGUGGGUGUGUUUGGAGAGCCGGCCGUGGCAGUGGAUGCAAUCAGCAUUGCUCCCUGUGGGGAGAGCUUUCCUCAGUGUGACUUUGAAGAUGAUGUCCAUCCCUUCUGUGACUGGGCCCAGGCUUUAGGGGACGGUGGACACUGGACCCGGGAAAAUGAAAAUAUGCACACCCAGGGUGCAGGCUCUUUUGGAGGAGGUCGCUAUAUUUUCGUCGAGGCUGACAAGUUCUCUGAGGCAGGCCAGUCUUUCAGACUGGUGAGCCGGCACUUCUGUGCCCCGGGUGCGAUCUGUGUGGAGUUUGCCUACCACCUGUAUGGCCUUGGAGAGGGCACUAAGCUCAAUCUCCUGCUGGAGAGUCCUGCGGGCAGUUCCCCAUCUCUCCUCUGGCACCGCAUUGGGUCUCAGUGUCCUGACUGGCUAAACACCUCCGUCACCAUCCCUUCGGGGCAUCAACAACCCAUGCAGCUGAUAUUUGAGGCCAUCAGGGGUACCAACACUGCCUUUGUUGUUGCUGUGGAUUUUAUCUUGAUCAAUCACGGGACUUGUCGAGGAACAGUGCCACCAGAGCUUCCUUCCAAAUAUCCAGUUUCCCUCCCUGGCCCUUCUGAAACUCCUGUCUCCACAGGAAAACCUAUGACUCCUAUAGAAAAACCUAUGGCCCCUACAGGAAAACCCAUGGCUCCCACAGGAAAACCCACUGUCCCCAGUGAAAUAGCCACUCUCCCUACAAAAAAGCCCAUGGCCCCCUCAGAAAAGUCCACUGUCUCCCCAGAAAGAUCCACCUUUCCCCCAGAAAAAUCCACCUUCCCCACAGAAAAACUCACCAUCCCCACUCAAAAGCCCACCAUCCCCACAGAAAAGCCCACUAUUCCCACUGAAAGACCCACUGUCCCUGCUGAAGAGACCACUGUCCCCCCUGAAGAGACCACUGUCCCCCCUGAAGAGACCACUGUCUUCACUGGAGAGUCUACCAUCCCCACUGAAAAAUCCACUCUUUCUAUUGAAGAGUCUGUUGUCCCCAUUGAAGAGACUACUAUACCCCUUGAAGAGCCCACUGUCUCCAUGGAAGAGUCCACUGUCUCCACUGAGGAGUCCACAGCCCCUCCUGAAGAGCCCACUGUCUCCACAGAAAAGCCCAAUGUCCGCACGGAAAGGCCCACCAUCCUCACAGAAAAACCCACCAUGCCCACUGAAAGGACCACCAUUUCCACAGAAAAGCCUACUAUCCCUGCAGAAAAACCCGCAGUCCACACUGAAAGAACCACCAUCCAUACCACCAUCUCCAUAGAAAAACCCACUAUCCCCAUAGAAAAGCCCACUGUCCACACUGAAAAACCCUUGGUCCCCACUGGAAGGACUACUAUUACCACAGAAAGACCUACAGUCCCCACAGAAAAACCCACCAUCCCUACUGAAAAGACCACCAUCCCCACAGAAAAACCCACUAUCCCCAUAGCAAAACCCACCAUCCCCACUGAAAGGUCCACUGUCCCUACAGAAAAACUCACUGUCCCCACAGCAAAACCCACCAUGCCCACUGAAAAACCCACCAUCCCUACAGAAAAACCCACUAUCCCUACAGCAAAACCCACCAUCCCCACUGAAAAACCCACCAUCCCUACAGAAAAACCCACUGUCCCCACUGAAAGGUCCACUGUUCCAACAGAAAAACCCACCAUCUCCACAGAAAAACCCACUGUCCCCGCAGAAAAACCCACUGUCCCCACUGAAAAGGCCACCAUGCCCACAGAAAAACCCACUGUUCCCACUAAAAGGCCCACCAUCCCCACAGAAAAGCCCACUGUCCCUAUAGAAGAAACUACCAUCCCCACUGAAAAGACCAGCAUGCCCACAGAAAAACCCACCGUCCCUAUAGAAAAACCCACCAUCCCCACUAAAAGGCCUACUAUCCCCACUGAAAAGACCACUGUGCCCACAGAAAAACCCGCUGUCCUCACUAAAAGGCCUACCAUCCCCACAGAAAAACCCACUGUCCCUAUAGAGAAGACCACCAUGCCCACAGAAAAACCUACCGUCCCCACUGAAAAGACCACCAUGCCCACAGAAAAGCCCACUGUCCCCACCGAAAAGACCACCGUCCCCACAGAAAAAACCAGCAUCCCCACUGAAAAAACCACCAUGCCCACAGAAAAACCCACCAUCCCCACAGAAAAAUCUACUGUCCCCACUGAAAGGCACGCAGCUCCUACGACGCCCCAGCCCAGUCCAACACUUGUACCAAUUGGGCCACCAGUCUUGGUGACGCCUCCUACGACAGCUCCAAGUACCUCCAUGACCACGGCAACCCCUAGACGUACUCCAGCGAGGUGCCCCCCAAAUGCCCACUACGAGCCCUGUGCCUGCCCAGCAUCCUGCGAGAGACCCAAGCCCAGCUGUAGGCCCCUCUGCAAACCCGGCUGUGUCUGCAAUUCUGGCUUUUUGUUUCAUGAGUCCCGCUGCAUCAAUGUAUCUUCCUGCAAUUGCUUGUACAACAACAAUUACUAUAAGCCUGGGGCGGAGUGGUUCAGCUCUAACUGCACAGAACGUUGCCGCUGCAAGCCUGGCAGUCAGAUGGAGUGUCAGAUCUCCCAGUGCGGGACACACACGGUGUGCCAGCUAAAGAACGGCCAGUAUGGAUGCCAACCCUACGGCACUGCCACGUGCACUGUCUAUGGAGACCCUCAUCAAAUCACCUUUGAUGGGAGACACUUUAGCUUCACGGGCAAAUGCACCUACAUCUUGGCCCAAUCCUGCGGCAACUCAACAGAGCCAUUCUUCAGGGUGGCAGCAAAGAAUGAGGGUCGAGGACAGGAAAGCAUGUCCAUCCUGAGCAAAAUCUAUGUGACGCUGUCGAAGGUCACCAUCACGCUGCUUGGGGGCCGGCGCGUGCUGGUUGGGGAUCAGCAAGUCACCCUCCCCGCCAUACCUUCUAAAGGCAUCUUCCUGGCUUCAAGUGGGCGAUUUGUGGAGCUGCAGACGGUGUUUGGUUUGCGGGUGAGAUGGGAUGGUGACCAGCAGCUGUUUAUGAGUGUGCCCAGCACCUACUCGAGAAAACUCUGUGUCUUUGGCAACUAUGACGGGGACAGUAGCAAUGACAACCGGAAGCCAGAUGGCAGCCCGGCGCAGGACGUGGACUGGCAGACAGCAGAGGACGAGGACAAGGAGUGCCAGAAGAACCCAGCAAAUCCUCCGUCUUGCAACAGGGGCUUUCUGAGCAGUCUGUCGGCGCUCCAGUUCUGUGGUCGGCUCAUGGACACCCACGGAGCCUUCGAGGCAUGUCUGCCUCACCUCAAGGCCUCUGUGUUCUUGAAGAACUGCGUGUUUGACAUGUGUAAAUUCCAGCGGCUGCAGUCAGUGCUGUGUGCCCACAUGGCAGCCUUGACCGAGAUCUGCCAGGAUGCUGGCUACACAGUCAAGCCCUGGAGGGGACCCGAGUUCUGCCCUCUGACCUGCCCGCCCAACAGCAGGUACACUCUCUGCGCCAAGCUGUGCCCUGCCACCUGCCAUCCCGGCUUCUCCGGCAUGUCCUGCCAGAACCGGUGCGGUUGCUGCGAGUGCAACCCAGGCUUCGUGCUCAGCGGUCUGCGGUGCGUCCCCCAGUCCCAGUGCGGGUGCCUUGACCCCAUGGUGGGUUACUUCAAGGUAGGGGAGCAGUGGUUCAAGCCAGGCUGCACACAGCUCUGCGCCUGUGAGGGCAACAGUAAAGUUCGCUGCACGCCGUGGAGGUGCCAGGCCCAGGAGGUCUGUCGUCAGCAGGAUGGCAUCUAUGGCUGCCAUGCCCAAGGGGCCGCCACCUGCAGUGUCUCAGGGGACCCCCACUACGUGACGUUCGAUGGAGCCCUGCACCACCUCAUGGGCACCUGCACCUACGUCCUGACCCGACCUUGCCAGUCCAGGUCCCCAGAGAACUACAUCGUGAGCGCCACCAAUGAGUUUCGCGGCGGGAACCUGGAGGCCUCAUACGUCAGAGCCGUCCAUGUGCAGGUCUUCAACCUGAGAAUCUCACUGAUCAAAGGCCACAAGGUCAUGCUGAAUGGUCGCCGGGUGGCCCUGCCUCUGUUGCCUGCGCAAGGCCGGGUGAGCAUAAGGCCCAGUGGUUCCUUCACCCUCCUCUACACGGACUUUGGGCUUCAAGUUCGCUAUGAUGGGAACCAUCUGGUCGAAGUGAUGGUGCCGUCUUCCUACGCCGGCCGGCUCUGUGGGUUGUGUGGCAACUACAACAACAAUAGCCAGGAUGACAGUCUGAUUCCCAACCAAAGGCCUGUGGCCAGCUCUGUCCACCUGGGGGUCGCCUGGAAGUUACCGGAGUACUCUGAACCGGGGUGUUUUGCUGAGCGUGGCAAGGCCUCCAGAUGCCUGGAGAACAGAGAGGCAAACAACUGGAAAAAGAAUUGUGAUAUCCUAGUGAACCCUUGGGGACCCUUCUCCCAGUGCCACGGGGUGGUGCCCCCCCAGACCAGCUUCACCAGCUGUGUGUAUGGCCAGUGUGGGACCAAGGGUGACACUCUGACCCUGUGCCGCUCCCUGCAGGCCUAUGCAUCCCUGUGCGCACACGCUGGCCGGGCCCCUACCUGGCGCAACAGCAGCUUCUGCCCUCUGAAGUGCCCUCCCGGGAGCAGCUACAGCCCCUGUGCCAACCCCUGCCCGGCCACCUGUCUCAGCCUGAACACCCCAAAAGACUGCCCAGCAGGGCUGCCCUGUACCGAGGGCUGUGAGUGCCAGAAAGGCCACAUCCUGAGCGGAACCUCUUGUGUGCCCUUCAGCCAGUGCGGCUGCAUCAACCAGGACAGUUCCUACCACCCGGUCGGGGAGAGCUGGUACACAGACAGCACGUGCUCCAGGCUCUGUACCUGUUCUGCGCAUAGCAACAUCUCCUGCUACCAGAGCACCUGCAAGCCCGGCCAGCUGUGCUGGCCCCUGGAUGGCCUGCUGCGCUGCCGAACUUCAGGCAUGGGGGUGUGCCGUACCUCGGACCGCUCCCCGUAUGUGACGUUCGAUGGCACUCGCCAUACCAUUCGGGACACCUGCACUUAUGUCCUGCUGAAAGUGUGCCACUCCACCAUGGACCUGCCUUUCUUCAAGAUCAGUGGCAAGCAUGGGAAGCGGAGAAGCCACCCCGCUGCUUUCUACCUCCACCGGGUCAAUAUCGACAUCUCUAACACCCGGGUCACUUUGGAAGAGGGCCACCGCGUGCUUAUCAACGGCACCGAGGUCGCCCUUCCCUCGACCACCCAGAUCCAGGGGGUCAGGAUCACUGCCAGUGGCACCUACACCGUACUCACUGUGAACACCGGGCUGAAGGUCAAGUUUGACGGCAAUGGCUUCUUCGAGGUCCAGCUCCCUGCAGCCUAUUACCAAAAGGUCUGAGGCCUGUGCGGGAACUUCAAUGAUGAGGAAGAGGAUGAGCUCAUGAUGCCCAGUGAUGAACUGGCCCAGAAUGACACUGAACUGGUGGGCAGUUGGCAAGAUAGGAAGUCUGACCCCAAAUGCCACCCAGAUGAACAGGAGAUCCCAGCAGAAACGCAGGAGAAGCCGAAUGCAAACUGCAGGACGGCUGACCUAGCCAGAGCCCAGGAACAGUGCCAGACCGCCUUGCAGGCUCCGGCCUGGGCUAAGUGUGCCAGCCACGUGGUCCUCAGGCCCUUCCUGCUCAGCUGUACCAACAACGUGUGUCAGUUCGGAGGCCUGAACCACGCCCUCUGUGAAUCUUUGGAAAGCUUCGGGGCCGCCUGCCGGGCCAAGGGGCUCAAGCCCCCAAUCUGGAGAAACAGCAGCUUCUUCCCUCCAGAUACGAAGGCGUGUGGAGAGGCAGCGGAGGGCCAGGCUGACUCCGGGCUCUCUGUGGCUCCCGCCUGCCUUCUCCAGGUCAACAACCAGAAGAUGGCCAUCCCCUACAAGCCCAGCGACCGUCUGCAGGUGGCCCUGCGGGGCCAUCGCCUGUAUCUGAUCACCGACUUCGAGAUGGUUGUCACUGAUGGAGGCAAAAACGCAGUGAUCACGCUGCCCAGUAAGUAUAAGGGGCUGGUACGGGGCCUGUGCGGGAACUUCUAUGGGAACAAGAGGAAUGACUAUAUGCUGCCCAAUAGCACCGUCACCCAGAACCUCCUUGCCUUCGGCAAUAGCUGGGAGGUACAGAGGAUCGAGGGAGGUGACCUCGUCCGCUUCUCAAGGGCCGUACAAGAGGAAGAGGAGGAGGAGUCCGGCUUCCAAGAGUCGGAAUGCAGCCCGGAGCAGCUGGAGCUCAUCAACAGCACCCAGGCGUGUAGGGUGCUGGUGGACCCCCAGGGCCCCUUUGCUGCCUGUCACCAGACUGUGGCCCCAGAACCCUUCCAGGAGCACUGUGUGUUUGCUCUGUGUGCCGCCAGGAACCCCAAAGAGCAGGAGGAACUGCGCUGCCAGGUCCUCAGCGGGUACGCCAUCAUCUGCCAGGAGGCGGGCGCCACCCUGGCCAGCUGGCGGGACCACACCCGCUGCGCCUUGGAGUGUCCGGCCAACACUGUCUAUCAGAGCUGCAUGACACCCUGCCCAGCCUCCUGUGCCCACCUGGGGGCCCCCAGGGACUGCGAGGGCCCUUGUGUGGAGGGCUGUGCCAGCCUCCCGGGCUACGUCUACAGUGGUGCCCGGAGCCUCCCCCUGGCCCACUGCGGCUGCACCAACAACGGUGUCUACUACCAGAGGGGCGACAGCUUUGUGACUGAGAAUUGCUCUCGGCGCUGCACCUGUGCCCGCUCGGGGAUGCUGCUGGGUGAGCCCCUCAGCUGCCGUGCUGGGGAGAUCUGCACCCUGGGGAACCUCACUCGCGGCUGCUUCCGAAAAACCCUGUGUCUACGGAACCCCUGUCAGAAUGAUGGGCGAUGCCAGGAGCAGGGAACCCGCUUCACCUGUGAGUGCGAACUUGGUUAUGGGGGACACCUCUGCACGGAGCCUCGGGACGUGCCGCCCCCUGGAAAGCCAGAAGCAUCCAACUUUGUGGCCAUCCUUUUGGGAAUGCUUGUGCCUGUAGUGGUCCUAGUGCCCGCAGUGACCAGAGAAUGUGUUUCCAGGAAGAGGAGGAGGAGGAGGAGGGAGAAAACACAGAGCCAGAAUAAAGACAGGCUGGCAGACCCUGGUGAGAACCAUUCCCACCCCAGAACCUUGGCGACCGGGAGCUGAGUCUGCCUCUGAUAAGGUCUUCUGGGGGUUUGUUCCAGAGCGUGCCCUUCAAGUCCCUCAGUUUUGAGUUGUCCUCAAAAAA